Bombus pascuorum is the source of this 6098-nucleotide messenger RNA. It is a transcript of the gene Pde6, whose product is annotated as cGMP-specific 3',5'-cyclic phosphodiesterase-like. Bases 1144 to 4359 code for a protein of 1071 amino acids. Gene Ontology annotation, biological process: signal transduction. Gene Ontology annotation, molecular function: 3',5'-cyclic-nucleotide phosphodiesterase activity; protein binding. The transcript has 13 exons. The record is from RefSeq and is a predicted model, not a curated record. Lineage: Eukaryota; Metazoa; Arthropoda; Insecta; Hymenoptera; Apidae.
AACGCUGGAUUGAAAAUUCAAGGAUAGAAGUCUCAAGAAACGUACUACUUGUAACUAGAGACAGUUGUUCAACUAGAAAUGGUACUUCACGGUGUCCAAGUAUUUUGAAUAUUCGGGAGGAAGGUUAAAUUCCCAUUGGAAAAUAAAGAUUAUUCGUGGUCUAAUCAAAAACACUACUUUACAUUAAAAUUUUUCAUACAGAAUAAAAAGUUUCAUUCUACAAUAACUUUUAAAAGAAACUUUUUAGCAGAAAGAAGCUAAAAGUAACGAAAUCAAAUUAAGAGUCACAUUUUCCGCUAAAUUUUUUGAAAAAUGGAUCUUAAACUUUCUAUAUGUUACCAUGAAUUUGUCACAAAACUAAAAAUUCCGGAACAAGAUCGGGAUCCUAAAUAUUCAUAUAAAAGUAACAAUAAAAAUUAAAAAUCAAGCAAUGUCCGAUUAAAAGGGAUCUUUUCUACUGAAUCUUCGUUAAUUCUCGUAUUCUGAAUUUCAACGAAACUAAAGAGGAGGGAAGACAUCGACUCGGAGUUAACUUUGGAAGAUCGUUACGUCGAUUCUUCACUAAGUUAUUAUUAAGGAUCGAAGAAAACGGCCGGAUGCACAAACGAUUAAUUCUCGGCCCAGUGAAGAUCCAGGGAUGCAGCAAAAACCAACGGUGCAUACUUAAAGGACGCCGUUGAAGAGGACGAACUGUUAAAGAGACUUCGACGUAGCCUUGUCGAUCUCUUUCGCAGUAUAAUAAUAAUAUCAACGUACUUCGAUUAAGCACAACAAAAAAUUAGCAAUUCGACUAUCUACGAUAAUCUUAUCGAGGUUCCACGUUGAUCAAACAAAGGCGCUCUUCGAUGAAAUCCUACCUUUGAAUGUUAUAUAAGGAAGAUAGUGUAUCGGAGAUAGAAUUUUUUUGAAACUUUCGUCGAAGGAGGAUGCAAGGAUUUGAGAAGAAAAUUGUCGAUUAAGCACCGGCUUGGUGUCUCUGGGACUCGCAGCACGGUCCGAAGAGCCCGUAAAGUUUAACAAAGCGAGGGGGUUACAAUGCGAAGUGUCCUCUCACCUCGUUCUCCCGAGGACUCCGCACGUUAAAGCCUUGCAGCGCAGCUAUACCAUCGUGCUCAAUGCUAAUUAAUUCAGACGUAAGAUGAUAUGGAGUCUGAAGACGAGGUGGACGAAGAGCUGCCGGAGGUGAAACACACAGAGGUGGACCGGAAUGAUAACUUAAAGAAGUUCGAGACAAUGAAAAUUUCAACGAAACCAAUGUCCUCGAAGACGGCAGAGCGAAGCAAGUGUCACCUGGUGUGCUCGCUGAAUCCCGAGCAACUGGAACCACCCGUUGUCCCCUGCGAUGAUCCUGAUAAGACGAAGACGCAGGAAGAAUCAAAAUUACCUUUAAGCACCAGCAUUAAGACUGAUACGAAGGACAGCGAAAUUGUCCUGAAGGACAGGAUAUGCAGAAGCAAGAGGAUCACCUGCCAAGAUACGAUACACGAGUACGACGAGGACGAUAGUCUCACUAUGGAAAAAGUUGGCAGGUACCUCGAGGCGCAUCCGGACGCGGCGGAGGCCUGGUUUCGCGAGAACGCGAGCCUCGAGCUUCGUCAACGACUUCAGGGUAUGACUGUGGUUCAAACCAAAUCACCACUGAAGAACGUACACCAACAGGAGAACCUUCUGAGUCGAAGCAAACGGAACAGUGUCACCUCUGACCUGUUCCAGAGUUGGCUGGCCUCCAGUUCACCGGCGAAACGCAGUAGAAGUCCCAGCAGGACUUACACCUCGUUGGUAGGACGAAGAGAAGAGCUCAACAGGUUGGAUGAGAGCGAUUUGUUCAUGGAGUUGAUCAGGGAUGUGGCGAACGAGCUGGAUAUCAACGUUCUUUGUCAUAAGAUCCUUGUGAACGUCGGCCUGCUCACGCAUGCCGAUCGUGGAAGCCUUUUUUUGGCUAAAGGACCUCUGGAGGAUAGAUAUUUAGUUGCAAAAUUAUUCGAUGUGACGCAAGACACUGAAUUGGAGGAAGCCAUUCAACGAGCAAAGAACGAAGAGAUUAAGAUUCCUUUUGGAGUUGGAAUUGCUGGCUAUGUAGCUCAAACUAAGGAAAUCAUCAACAUCAAGGAUGCUUACAAGGAUCCAAGGUUCAAUAGUUCCAUCGAUAUGAGAACGGGUUACAAGACAACGUUAAUUUUAUCUAUGCCUAUCUGCAAUUACGAGGGAGACGUGAUUGGUGUUGCACAGAUUAUAAACAAGACUAAUGGUAGUAACGAGUUUACCGAUAGAGACGUGGAGGUGUUCCAAAGGUACCUAACAUUUUGCGGAAUCGGAAUACAAAACGCACAGCUUUUCGAGUUAUCGGUGCAAGAGUACCGAAGAAAUCAAAUUCUGCUGAAUCUUGCUAGAAACAUAUUCGAAGAACAGAACAAUCUGGAAUGUUUGGUCACGAAAAUAAUGACCGAAGCGAAGGAACUUCUAAAAUGUGAAAGAUGUGCCGUGUAUCUUCUAGAUCUUGACUGCGGCGAGGCAGGACACCUCGAAAAGAUCGUCGAACGACCGGGAAAGUCGACGCAAGAAUGCCGGAAACCGCUGUCGAGGAGAGAGAGUAACAACAUCGAGAUGGAGGAUAUUUUCCAACAACAUGCAUUGAACGAUGCAAAUAAAUUUACUACGAUCUUCGAGAUGGACAACGAGACUCAGGAAGCUAAAGUCUACAGACCUAGCGGAAGCGAUCUAUCGAAUCCUCUGGGUCAGAUCGCAAGAUACGUCGCUGCUACUGGUCAGAUCUUGAAUAUUGGAGACGUGACCACGUGGUUGAAGAAGGACGUUGUUCAAGCUGGUAGUGGACCCAUCAAGAGUAUCCUUUGUAUGCCAAUAGUUAAUGGACAGAGAACUGUGAUUGGCGUUGCUCAAUUAAUCAACAAGGACAACGGAACAUCCUUCACGGACUCGGACGUAUCGAUCUUCGAGGCGUUCGCCAUUUUCUGCGGCCUUGGAAUCCACAAUACCCAAAUGUACGAGUCAGCUUGUAAGCUGAUGGCUAAGCAGAAAGUAGCUCUUGAAUGUCUCAGCUACCAUGCGACAGCCAGCAACGACGACACAUUGAAAUUAACUUCUGAAACGAUACCGUCCGCGGAAUGCUAUAAUUUGUACAGUUUCACUUUCAUUGACUUCGAUUUGACCGACGAAGAUACCUGUAGAGCUACAAUUAGAAUGUUCAAGCAAUGCGACCUCAUCCAAAAAUUUCAUAUCCCCUACGAGGUUCUCUGCAGAUGGGUUCUCAGUGUCAAGAAAAAUUAUAGACCAGUCAAGUACCAUAAUUGGAGGCAUGCGCUAAACGUCGCCCAGACGAUGUUCGCCAUGCUGAAAACCGGCAAGAUGGAACAGUUCAUGACAGACCUUGAAAUUCUUGGACUCCUAGUCGCUUGUUUGUGUCACGACUUAGACCAUCGAGGAACCAAUAACGCGUUUCAAAUGAAGACAGAAUCGCCAUUGGCUAUUCUCUAUUCAACAAGUACUAUGGAACAUCAUCAUUUCGAUCAAUGUGUCAUGAUCCUGAAUUCGGAUAGCAAUAACAUCUUUCAGAGCCUGUCUAUGGAAGAUUAUAGGAAGGUGAUGAAGGUGGUUGAAAGUGCGAUACUUUCUACUGAUUUGGCUGUUUAUUUUAAGAAGAAAAAUAGAUUCAUGGAGCUGAUCGACGAGGGAGAAUUCGAUUGGCAGAGUGAGGAGAAGAAAGAACUGCUGUGUGGAAUGAUGAUGACGGCGUGCGACGUGAGCGCCAUAGCAAAGCCUUGGGAAGUACAACACCGCGUAGCCAAGCUAGUCGCCGAUGAAUUCUUCGACCAGGGUGAUCUAGAACGUCUUCAGUUAAAUCAACAACCAGUGGCCAUGAUGGAUCGUGAAAGAAAGGACGAACUUCCCCAAAUGCAAGUUGGUUUCAUCGACGUGAUAUGUCUGCCUUUAUACAAGGUCCUCUCGGACACUUUUCCAUGGAUCAUGCCUCUCUAUGAAGGCACCAUGGAAAAUAGGCAACACUGGCAAGACCUGGCUGAAAAGGUCGAGAUGGGUUUGACCUGGAUUGAUCGUGACACCAUCGACGAGCCUGUAGAAGAAUUCAUUUCUUACGAACCCAAAGACAUAGAGUUCACUGUUACGACCUUGAACUGUGCUCACGUAGACAGAAAAGAAGUUGCGGAAAAAUCCACGUUAGGAAGAUUCGCUUCUUUAAGAAAAGGAGGUCGAACAUUAACCAAAGGUGUCAGACAUCGAAUCAGUAGGUCACUUUAUGCUAGAAGCACUCCUGAAGAUGCUGCAAGAUCGAAAGCUUUGAUACCUGACAGAAAGAGUCGGAACAAAUUAUGUUUGCUCAUUUGACGGCUUACGUCCACCACUCUUGAGAGCAUACCGGAAUGAUGAAAGAAAAAUAGGAAGAUUUUAUGAAGAAUUUCAAAUUUUCUUAAGAUUAGCUUUGGUGGACGUUGCUAGUGUCUACCGGCUAAUUUAUACUAGCUUGCAACUAGUUAUUUACGAAGAAAUAAAGAUUACCUUGAGCUCUUGAUGUUCAUAGAAGAUUUUGAAGAAUCAUGGUAAUCGAGAUUGUUAAUAGAAUUAUGGAGAUAACAGAAGACUAAUGGAGAGUAAUUCAUUGAGAAUGAAGAACUAAACUCUAGAGAAUAUAACGACUGUGUGUAUAGUGGAACAAGAAAGAAAAGUUCAUAGAAGGUUUUGGAAAAUUGUAGUAAUCGAAACUGUUAACAGAACGACGAAAUCAUUCGUUAAUAAUGGACGACUGUAAAAAUGAAACUUCUAAAUGACUGUAUAGCGAAGAUACGAAGCAAUGAAUGCCUUGAAAAAUCAAAAACUAUCAAAGUAACAUGGAACUGAGAUUUCCUUGAACGAAGAAAAUAUUUAAGAUCACAGAGUCAAAGCUGAAAACGGGAGCUUGCAGAUUUCAUUCCAAGACUGUCGAGUCUUUAGAUGGGAAGUUAGACGAAUAGUCGAUGGCUAGGUAGUUAGACUGGUGAUGAGUUAGGCAACCUUCAUCGACUUUUACCAUUCAGAAAAAGAAACGUGAUGUAGUCGACGAUGGUACGAAUUCAAUUUUGACAAUCUUUUUUGUAUUACAUCUCGAUACCUUAUUAGGAUAAUUCCAGAGAUAUAGAAUCGAUGAAAAAUGGAAGAAUGGAUCUCGCGAUUUAUAAAAUAGAAAAGAAAAGAAUAGUUGGAAGAUGGGCAUUUUUAUAUAUCAAUGGAAAGGAGACGAAAAAUACAGAAGAAAUAAUGAGAAAUAUGUACCCAAAUGAUAGGCAUUUUUAUAUUCCAAAGAAACUGGGGGAAAAUAGAGAAAAUUGUAAAAGAAAAAAUGAAAGCAACAGAAAAUGUUGGAGUCUCGAUGCAUUCUCGGCACAUUGCAUUUCGAUUCCACGCGUUUCUAAGAUAGCGCCGAGAAUCAGUCAGCGAUAAAGAUAUGUACAAGGCAAAUUGAUGCUUACGAAUCGAAUUAACGAUUCAAUUACGUCAUUCAGCCACACCAAAAAUUGCGUCUAUGACGCAGGAAAUAAAUACGCGAUCUCGCAUUCUGCAAUUCAAGGAUGUGACUCGCAAUCUUAUUUUUGUAUUUUUCUCUUUUUUUCUUCUUCUUCCUUUACACAUAUCUUUCCUGGUGUCAAUAACUUGUCAUUAAUCCAAGUAUCUUUCCUAUUUUCUGUUGUUUUAAUUAAUAUUCAGAGGAUGAUAAGCCAGGAAAAAGCUCAAAAAGAAUUCGAUGAGUCUUUUAUUUCAUUAAACUAUUAAGUAUCUACGAUUGAAUCGUAUGAAAUCCUUGUCACAGGUGGUGUUAUGCAAAAUAGAUAUUUUCUUGAUGAAACAAAAAGACACAAGCGUGAUACAAACCUGGCCGAUCCGUGCUAAUAGUACGUACAAGUAUCGAUUAAUUAUUCAGGAUCGUUCGAGUGCGGUGUUAAAAGAAAAAAAAAAAAAAAAAAAAAAAGCAAAUAUGUGAAUACAGCGACAAGAGUGAGACUGGUUUCUAGUCUUUUGAUAUAGCCACUGUGUACGAACAUGCCUGUCAGAGACUAUCGCACACGACUAAAUAAAAUCUGAAUGUGCUCAAA